This is a messenger RNA of Linum trigynum, 3199 nucleotides long. Lineage: Eukaryota; Viridiplantae; Streptophyta; Magnoliopsida; Malpighiales; Linaceae. The record is from the annotation of a GenBank genome assembly.
AUUCCAAAGAUUGAGUUAGGCGAAAAGAAAAAUCGGAAAAUAGGCGUAUUUCGCAAACCAAAGAAAAAAAUGACACAAUUUGACCUCCAACUCGGUACCUUGUAGCGGUCGGCCCGGCGGGUGCGUACGGCCCGUUUUUCUUACCGGGUCAGGGUCAAAGUGGGUCGACCCGCGGGUCAACCUGCGGGUUGACAACCUUGCUCAAAACAUAUCUCUUCCAUGGUCCAUGAAACCGUAUCAUACCGGCAGUUCAACCACGAAAUACCAGUAUUGGAGGCUAAACCGGUAGGUGGUAUUUAACGGUACAACGGUUGAACUACGGUUAAACCACGAUUUUACCAUAAAAUACCCUAUCGCUGACUUUUCCGGUACGGUCUCCGGUACGGGUACGGUUUCAUGGACCAUGAUCUCUUCCCAGUCCGGUCUCAAACCGUUUUGCUUUCGAGAACCGUACUAGCAACUUAUAAAAGGCUCCAACUUUCUAUUUUUUUAUUUUUUUUCAUUCCAUUCAGCUUCCCCCAACUUAGGGUUCACAGUUCAGUCUAAAAAAAGAGUAGGGUUCACAGUCGCUGCCAGCCCUCUACACAGUCGACCCAUCUCCGUCCCCUGAGUCCCGUCGCCGGUCUCCGGCCAGAAUCAGCUGCCUCUUCUCUUCUAUGUUCGUCUGCAUUUCUUUUUUUGGUAAAUCCAUUCUUCUCACUGAAAAACUUAACUGACUCAUUCUAUGCUUUGGACGUUGACAAUUUGCAUCCUUUGUGCAGAGGAAGAAGAAUGACGAGUGAUGAAGAUGUUCAACUUCCAUUACGUUCCACUAACAAAAGACGGCGUCAUCGAAUUGGUGGAAAUGAGUCUACUGCGGAAAACCCACCACCACCAACAACGGUUGAGGCAACUAAAGGGAAGAGGAGGGUAGCGGAGCCUGCUGCUGCUGCUGCGGAUUCAAAGAAGAACGGUACUAAAUCUCCCCUGAAAAACCAGCGUAUGCUCUGUAAGAGAGAUACGGGAGGGGAAAAUGGUGAAAUGAUGCAAUUAGGAGGACUUCAGCCAUGUUCAGAUGCUGAAAGGAUGAAAAUUUUGAGCGAUUGGAAGUUCGAUCAAACUGAAGCUAGGAUUCUUUUAGCAGAAAUGAUCAUUCUAGAUUCCUUGCCGUUUAGGUACGUUGAGCGCGAAGGGUUUAGAACGUUUAUGGCGCGUGCUUGUCCUAUGUUUGAGAUUCCUAGUUGGAAGAUCGUUAGACAGGACUGUUUUAGGUUGUUCCUCGAGGAGAGGUACAAGUUGAAGGAGUAUUUCGCAGAUAAUGCUUCAGGGAGGGUUUCUAUCAGCACUAAUCGUUGGACGUGUGCUCAGAACUACAAUUACAUGUCUGUAACGGCUCACUUUGUUGGGAAAGACUGGAAGUUGCACAGAAGGGUUAUCAGCUUCUUUCGAAUUACCAGCCGCAAGGGCUGGGAUAUCGGAGGGCAAAUCGCAAGUUGCCUGGAAGAGUGGGGGUUGAAGAGUGUUUUCUCCAUCACUGUUGACAAUGCAAAUGUGAGGGAUGAUGCAGUCAGCUAUUUAAGGGAUAAACUUGUCACUUGGGGGAGCAGUAUUAGGUAUGGCACAUAUCUUCAUACGCGAUGUGUUAGUCAUAUCAUCAAUUUGAUCGUCACUGAUGGGUUGGAGGAAAUCGGCAUAUCAGUGAGUCGGGUGAGAGAGGCCGUGAGAUGGACACUUGCGUUACCUUCUAGGUAUGCUAAGUUCAAGGAAUUUGUUGCCUUGCACAACAUUGAGACAAAGAGGAAGUUGUGCCUGGAUGAGCCUAAUAGGUGGGAUUCAACUUGCUUCAUGUUGAUGGCAGCUGUGAUAUUUGAGAAGCCAUUUGAGUCACUUGAGAGAUCAGAUCCUAAUUUCAGGUCGGAUCUUGAGGCCCAAAGGUAUAAAGAUGAACCAAUGGGUCCUCCAACACCAACUGAUUGGAAUAAUGCAAGGAAUUUGUGCAAAUACCUUAAAAAAUUCUAUGAGUUCACCUUGCUCGUCUCAGAGGCUUCCUAUGUGACUUCCCAUCUAUUUCUUAGAGAAUUUGGAAAGAUGUUCCAUUACAGCUAUACAAUGGAAUCCAGUGAAGAUGGCGAGGUUAGAAUCAUGGCCUCAAAAAUGCAUAACAGAGUUGCAAAGUACUGGUCUGAGAAGGAUGACAUAAAUGCGAGAAUGAAUAGGUUGUUUUACAUAGCUGUGGUGCUUGAUCCUAGACACAAAAUGGAGUAUCCAAAGUAUAUCUUGAGAAAGCUGUAUGGAGAAGCUAGAGGGGACCAAUUGGCGGAAGAGCUGAAGGAAGAACUCGUUGAGCUGUUUGAGCAUUACCAAAGAAUGCUCAUGCCUGCCAACCAAAGAACCAAAAGUUAUGUUGCGAUGGAGAUUCCUAAGGUGGAUGUGCGCAAACAAACUGGUGGUUUUAAUGAUAGUUAUGAUGAGAGCAGGGAUGAUGUUUAUAGAACUGAACUGGAAACAUACCUGGCCGAGUUUCGUGAGCCUAAUGGGACCCUUCCGCAAGAGUUUGAUAUCCUGAGAUGGUGGAUGAUCUAUGCGGUGAGGUAUCCUAUAUUGAGCGAGAUGGCGAAAGACAUCCUCGCUGUCCCUAUAUCCACUGCAUCAUCCUCUAAGAGCCCUUUCGAUACGGAGGGCCAAGUAUUGGAUUCCUUUAAGAGUUCUUUGACUCCCAAGAUUAUGGAGGCUCUCAUAUGUAGUGAAGAUUGGUUGAGAUCUUCGAAUUACUCAUCGCCACUUUCCAAGGAUGAUUAUGAGGAUCCAGAAGAACUUGAAAAUGCGUUCCAAUCUAUGGUUCGGACCGUGAAUGCUUCUAUUCUGGGAGAAGAAGAUGAAGAAAGUGAUUCAGAUUCGAGUCAGGAGAAUGAAGCCAGUUCAUCGGACUGAUUCGACUUUGCUUUUGGUAGUACCUGAUGUCUUUUCGGUUUAUGGUCUAUGGAUGAUAUCUAUUUUCUUGCUGUGUAUGGAUUAUGUACCUGUGGUCUAUUGACGAUUAUUGGUUGAUGAAUGAAUUUUAGUCUAAAUGAUCGUUCUUGUAUCUCUAUUAUGGAUUUAUGGUUAUAUGGAUACUGGUCCAUGGAGCUCCUGGAGAUUGCAAGUUUGAAUUAAUGCAAGAAGUUUCUCCAACUAGUCGGCUGUGGGUUGAGUUUCUGAUUAAUAAGUAAGAUUGGAUCUC